Suillus discolor is the source of this 1485-nucleotide messenger RNA. RefSeq lists its product as uncharacterized. The transcript has 11 exons. The record is from RefSeq and is a predicted model, not a curated record. Bases 1 to 1485 code for a protein of 494 amino acids. NCBI's taxonomy places the organism in Eukaryota, Fungi, Basidiomycota, Agaricomycetes, Boletales, Suillaceae.
AUGUCUGUUUUCCUCUACUUUCCGCGACGGUCACACCUUCAACAAAUAAUUCAGCUCCCCGUGCAUAUGCUCUGUACUGUCAUACGUAUAUCAUUCGCUGAUGAGUCUUUCCUCAAGACUGACGAACAUGCUUUUGUUGGAUUCACCGAGCCCUUUGACUUUUCAGGUUAUUUAGCUCACGAUCAUCAGAUUUCACCCAUAUACUCUACACAUGAUGUGGGGGUGAGCCUGAAUCGACGAUUCGAAAUCAUGGGUAUUUUGGCUGUUCCUCGGAAUGGGGAUUUAGUAUUUUAUGAGGUGUUUGAAAAGGAGGUCGGCGGCGCCAAUUUUCUGAGGGCGGUCAAGGCCCUUUAUUGUUGGCCAAACUCUUUAGGGAGAGCUAGUGAUUUGCAAGUGCUGGCAGAUUAUUGCAUCCAAUUCUGGGAUGCUCCUUUUCCGAAUGGAUUCCCGCCUCCUCUCGCCACCAUCGAGGCAGCACCUCUUCCACACUCAUCACAUCUCUCUGCUUCUUCCAUCAACCAAGAUUUCUCUGCGCAUAUAUGUUCAAUUCCUGCUUCAGUCGGGCCAAGUUGGGACACAGACUCCUUUGACGCCCAUAUUGGUGCUGCAUCUGGUAGUCAUGACUAUUCGGUGGUUAUUCCUACGUCGGUUCGAGAUGAAGAACCGACAACUUUCCUACCUAUUCCGCACCUAUCACAGCCGAAUUCUGUGUCUUUUGAGGAAUACCUCUCUGAGUACGUGCCUUCCGAACUGCCAUCAGCUGGGCCAAGUUGGCUAGAAGAAAUCAACCACACAUCCUUCAUGCUAUCCACCAAUGACUACAUCAAAACCAACGACACCAUCAUUGAACACCUCCCCGUCACCCUCCCCAUCAAUCCAACAAUGGACUACUGGAUGCUCAUUUAUCACUCCCUGAAGAAAACUAACUGGGGCCGUCCGAUGCUUCUAACUAGGUCCUUAUACCUAGGAUGCUUCUGGGUGGGAUUAGAAAACCCAUUUGAGAUUUCUGAACGGCUCGCACGCAAGAUUAUUACCAACAGCCUUUUGACGGCAAUAGAUAUUGAUGAGACCACAUUGCAAGAUUUGAUUGACAAACCUCUGAUCCUUGAGUCGCCAAAGGGACAUUUCACUGCUGUUGGAUGGGAUGUCCUUCAUCGAACUCUCACUAAGUAUGUGGAUAACAGAUGUUCCGAGAUGCGCAAAAUCGCCCGGGCGUGCAUCUUAAAUGACACAGGAUUCUCGGGCGAGUCAAUAAUGGAGCAAAAUGUGAAAGCUGACCACUUCCUUGGGCUUCUUUGUUCAGCCAAUGUAGACAGGGUACGACAAGCCAUAAUAGAAAUCAUGGCACUUCAUAUGUUCAGGGACUCUUGUUCGCGUGCUUGUUUCAACAUAUCAUCGGCUUGGCCAAAGACAACCAUGUCGGGAGAGUCGCGGAUCUCUUCCCGGAAGAAGUCCGAGAUCAGUGAGGUCUACAACAAGGUGUAG